AUGCGAUGGCAAGCGUGUUCACCAGACAACUUGGCCCUAUUGGUGUUAAAUGAACAAUUUUCUUUUCAUAAACAUGAAAAAAAUACUGAGUACCUAAUAAAUAGAGUUCGUUAUGGAGCCGUGGGUAACUUGGAUAAACGAAUACGUGACCCAUCGUGCAGAUAUUAUGGAUGGGGAAGCCGACGUAAUGAUGAUUUAGGAACGGUUCUAGUUUGCUCCGGCUAUGUGCAAGGUAUGAUGACGUCACGACUGAUCGACCGACCUUGUGGGGUCGGUUUUAUUGAUCUAAGUCAUUAUAUCAAGUUUAUCACAUGUGGCGUGGAUGAUUCACGUGACGUCAUCGACCAUGAGGAUUUCAUGACCUUCGACUUCAACACUGAACCUGGAGUGAGAAUGAUGACCGCGCCAUCGCUAAUAACAACAUCUACUCGGAAUGUUACCAGCGACAUUUCAAAA
This is a messenger RNA of Brenthis ino (lesser marbled fritillary), 456 nucleotides long. NCBI's taxonomy places the organism in Eukaryota, Metazoa, Arthropoda, Insecta, Lepidoptera, Nymphalidae. The record is from the annotation of a GenBank genome assembly.